GGGCACCCUGUCUUUUAGGAUGUAGUAUGUUGUAUAAGGGCCCUGGACUGGAUGGCAGCUGAGAAGAGAAUCACCCAGGCUCCCGGGACACCUUCAUGCAGUUUCAGGAUAUUCUGGGAUACCUCCCUGGGGACCCGAGUGUAUAGUCCCCCAGAGUGGAUCCGCUACCAUCGCUACCAUGGCAGGUCGGCCGCCGUCUGGUCUCUGGGGAUCCUGCUGUAUGAUAUGGUCUGUGGAGAUAUUCCUUUUGAGCAUGAUGAAGAGAUCAUCAGGGGCCAAGUUUUCUUCAGGCAGAGGGUCUCUUCAGAGUGUCAGCAUCUCAUUAGAUGGUGCUUGGCCCUGAGACCGUCAGAUCGGCCAUCCUUCGAAGAGAUCCAGAACCAUCCCUGGAUGCAAGAUGUCCUCCUGCCCCAGGAAACAGCCGAGAUCCAUCUGCACAGCCUGUCGCCAGGGCCCAGCAAAUAGCUUUUCUGGCAGGUCUUCCCCUCCCCCUCAGAUGCUCGAGGGAGGGGAAGCUUCUGUUUCCAGCUUCCCAGAGUACCAGUGACACUUCUCGCCAAGCAGGACAGUGCUUGAUAACAGGAACAACAUUUACAACUCAUUCCAGACCCCAGGCCCCCUGGAGGUUGCCUCCCAACAGUGGGGGAAGAGACUCCUCUCCAGGCGUCCUAGGCCUCCACUCCUCCCGUAGAUGCUCUCUCCUAUUCAAAGAGGUCCGGCUUGGCUG
This is a messenger RNA of Puma concolor (puma), 727 nucleotides long. The record is from RefSeq and is a predicted model, not a curated record. Lineage: Eukaryota; Metazoa; Chordata; Mammalia; Carnivora; Felidae.